Molecule: messenger RNA, 2020 nt
Organism: Aspergillus pseudonomiae
Lineage: Eukaryota; Fungi; Ascomycota; Eurotiomycetes; Eurotiales; Aspergillaceae
Product: putative COP9 subunit 3
Exons: 5
Coding region: 200-1678 (492 amino acids)
Biological process (GO): ubiquitin-dependent protein catabolic process
Cellular component (GO): COP9 signalosome
Source: RefSeq, a predicted model, not a curated record
GCAGGCGGUGUGCAGCAUCUAUUGAUAUGUGAAGCCAGUACUCCGUGCAUAGCGUAAUAUUGUAGGCGCGAUACGUACUUCCUUUCGCACAAAGCACCGAAUCACCUAUUCUCAUCAGGCUAUCAUAUUUCGACUCUUCUAAGUGUUAGAUUUAUAUCACAUUCAGGCUGGCCUUCGAAAUCCUGUUUGUUCGUGAGAAAUGGCCGAGUUUCUUUCGCAACUCACCUCAGUGUCAUCAGGUAGCUCCGAUGAAGACUAUGACAGGCGGAUCCGUGACCUCAUCACAUACCUUCAACAGCCGAGUAGAGCUUCUGAGCUUUCAGUGGCCAGUGAAUAUUUGCUAGAUAACCUCGAUCCUUAUCUACACACCCUGUCUUAUUUAUCAGUCUUGCUUCUUAAGAUCCAGUCCCUCCAGGGCAGUAACAGGAGCCGGCUACCCGAGCAAAUUUAUCCCGGGCGAGAACUAUGGCUCAAGGCUAUUCGGUUUUUGAGAAGCUUUGAUCCUUUUCAAAUACGGUAUGCUGGUCACGAAUGGCGCCGACUAGUACAGCUUGUGGUCCAUGCUGCGCAGGCUGUCUCCAAGCCACUCCUGGCAGUUCUAGCUGUCAGGGAUGCCAUACUUCGACUUGACCCCUUGUCUGAGGUCCUCACGUCAGUUCACACUACGUUUAUUAAACUCACUUUGAUGUCUAGGUCGUAUAACCUUGCAGUGCCAGUUUUGGAGAGACAGGUUUGUCAUUUUCCUACUGUUACUGGACAGGCUUAUCAGAAUUAUCAUCAGCCUUUGCUUUGCGGGGAACACGAUUCUAGUACAGCGUUUAUAACCAAUGCUUCUGGAUUUUCCAAGCAGUUGACAUACAGAGACCAUCUGCAAUUUUUUCUCUAUGGUGCAAUGAUAUACAUGGCGCUAAAAAGGUGGGAUAGGGCACUUCACUAUUUGAGCAUAGUGAUAUCCUGCCCUGUCACAAACGCCGUCAGCAAGAUUAUGGUAGAAGGGUACAAAAAGUGGCUCUUGGUCAACCUGUUGCGAAACGGAAAGUUGACCGCACAUCCUGAUGUUGUCUCCUCACAUGUUAUCAGAGCAUAUCAGUCCUUGGUGAAGCCAUAUACCUCACUGGCCGAUGCAUUCGUGAAGGGUGAUUAUCAAAGGUUAAACGCCGAAGCUGAAGCUGCACAGUCCAUUUGGCGCGUAGACAAUAACACCGGCCUUGUCCACCAAGUAAUCAAGGCAUUCAAUAAAUGCAUGACCCUGAAAUUAGGGAGGACGUUUUCUGCCCUUACGAUGGCAGAUGUAACACAGCAGGCAUCCGAUUGCUCAUCCCCGCUCCGUGAAGUUGAGUCAUUUGUGGCAUCACUGGUAAUGUCAGGGGCUUUCAAUGCUGUCUUGCUACAAUCACAUAACCCUGACAACACUACAAUGCUUCGAUUUUCCAAUCCAAUAAAGUCCCUCUAUUCGCGGGAACUAUGUGCACGGGGGAAGAUAGUGAAAGAGGGCCGCCAAUUGGCUUGUAUUGCGCAAAAUAUUUAUCAAUCCAACCAUGGGCUGGAGCUGAGUGAUGAGCAUUUUCUGUUUUCGCAGAAGAGCCUCAGGUGGUCUGACAAUUCUGGAAAGAGCCCACUUGACGAGGCGGCCGGUGGGGUUGACAUUGAAGAAGAUAUUAUGGGUGAUAUCCAUUGAAAUACUAAAGCAACGAAUGAUGUGCUUCACACUUUUUACUUGGCCUAUUUUAAGGGUACCUACGGAAUUGCCCCUCCAGUAUCACCCUCGUGCAAGGCGAGCUGGUUCGGCUACGAAGCAGAAACUAUAAAAAAGGCUUUAAAGCCUGAUUGGACGGUGGCUAUACUGGAUAUAUCAUUGUAACGGCGGGUUAUAUAAGUCAGUCCCAGGGCUUCGGGGUCGUUGACCCCGAAUUAUUCUGACUUUUUGGCCUUGUGGAAUAGGGUGCCCUGGCUCUAUCUCUUACAAUCAUACCGGGAGGCCAGGAGAUCGAGGAUCACUGCAGCAAGACAUACAGAGCGC